Monopterus albus (swamp eel) is the source of this 1019-nucleotide messenger RNA. It is a transcript of the gene rnaseka, whose product is annotated as ribonuclease, RNase K a. Lineage: Eukaryota; Metazoa; Chordata; Actinopteri; Synbranchiformes; Synbranchidae. Gene Ontology annotation, biological process: nucleic acid metabolic process. The transcript is spliced from 4 exons. Bases 109 to 408 code for a protein of 99 amino acids. Gene Ontology annotation, molecular function: RNA endonuclease activity. The record is from RefSeq and is a predicted model, not a curated record.
AGUCACCUGACUUAACAGGUGGCAUAGGUUUGACCAGACACAAGUCGAACAGCUUUGUAAUUUUUCUCAUAGAAGAGAGAAUAGAAAUAUAGAGAAUAGCGUGUAAUAAUGCGUGGACUGAUUUGUGGACCUAAAUGCGCUGCAUGUGGGAUUGUGGUGAGCAUAUGGGGGAUUAUAAUGUUGGUCUUGUUGGGGAUUUUCUUCGUUAUACAUUCAGCUGUGCUAAUUGAGGAUGUGCCUCUACCUGAAGACCUUUACCAAGAUACAAACCCUCCUCAGGCGAUCUAUGACCUGUACAACCAGGUGGGCUACAAUUGCUUCAUAGCAGCUGCUGUCUAUGUACUGAUUGGAGCUUUCUCCUGCUGCCAGAUGAGGCUCAACAUGCAGAAGGAGUACCUGGUGCACUAGUGCCACCUGCUGGCCUAACAAACUCACAGCAGCACCUUGACAGCAGGACAAUCUAUUCAGAGCAUCAGCUGCUGACUGGUUUUUGACUUUUGUCUUUGGGGUUAAAAUUCCUAAUCAGAGGUCCAGUGUGGGAACUAAAUGAUGUGUGAGCACAUAACAGUGUGGUGCUAUGUAUUUAUUAAUGACAAUCAGUAAUGUGUAUUCAGUAAGUGCUUCAAUUAUUUUAUUUUGGUAGUAAAAACUACCCAAAGGUUUUCAGUAGAUGUGUAGUUAUCCUGGGUAUGGAUGAUUAUUUUUUGUUAAAAAUUUAAAGAUUGUAAAAUUAUUUGCUUGCUCUUUCAAAUCCAUUGUACUGUAUAAAGAAUAUAUUUUGGAUUAUGGUCAACGUCCAACUGACAGGGGCGGCUGUGGCUCAGGAGGUAGAGCAGUCGUCCCCCAACUGGAAGGUCGGUGGUUCUGUUCCCGUUCUCUUCAGUCCACGUGUCAAAGUGUCCUCAGGCAUGACGCUGAACCUCAGCUUGCUCCUGAUGGCCAGGUCAGCACCUUUGCAGGGACAGUGCCGCCAUCGGUGUGUGUGUGAGUUGGCGCUGCAGAUGGCUGCCUCGGUUCUG